Molecule: messenger RNA, 1548 nt
Organism: Lottia gigantea (owl limpet)
Lineage: Eukaryota; Metazoa; Mollusca; Gastropoda; Lottiidae
Exons: 3
Coding region: 1-1548 (515 amino acids)
Source: RefSeq, a predicted model, not a curated record
AUGGCUGACAAAAACAAACUUCUCCAGGCAAUGAUUCCGAUUGUUAUGGAUAUGCUGGAUAUUGAAUUAGAUGACGUGAUUUAUUCGGAUAUUUUGACAGACGAUCAAAUUUCCGAUGUAGUGACAGCAGUUGUGGCCAAAUCUGAGGUCGAAAAACUUGAAAAAUCUGCGAAAAUCGUUGAUCAAAAAGUCCCUCUUGAAAAUCAAGACAACCAACAACCAGUUCAUAGAAACGUACAUACUGACGAUAGCGGAAUAUUACAAAAUGCAGUUCUUCUACCAUCGAGCAGUGCUAAUUGUUGGUCUGUGGUUCCUUCAAAGGAUUUCAGAAACAUUUACAGAAUGACAGCACCAGUUUUUCAGGAGUUAUUUCACUUGAUUGUUCAAAAUUCGAAAAACAUGCCAACUGUGUUCCCGUGCACAGCAACAACAGGUCGUUCAAUAGAAAUGCCAUAUGAAAAACAAUUGCUGAUCGCGCUGGAAUAUCUAGGCAGUAGUGUACCACUUUCUAAAAUUGCUCAAAAAUACAACUUAGAGGAAACUGUAACGAUACAAGCUAUUUCAAAAAUAACUUUCAGUAUCUAUAAGUUAAUGCAUAUUUUUAUCACAUGGCCUAAAGAGGGUGAUAGUAUGUACCCUGUGUUAUAUCCAAAUAAUUCUGUGGCGUUGUCAAAAUGUGUUGGUGUAAUUGACGUUUGUCGGGUGAAUAUUCGCCGACCGAGCCAGCAUGCUGAUUACUAUCUGGAUAAAACUGGGAAACAUUCUGUAGCGCUUCAGCUGAAGCAGUUACUGUUUUUAAGAUACUACCGUGUACCUAUAUUGUUACAGUUAUUAUUUUUAAGAUACUACCGUGUACCUAUAUUGUUACAGUUAUUAUUUUUAAGAUACUACCGUGUACCUAUAUUGUUACAGUUAUUAUUUUUAAGAUACUACCGUGUACCUAUAUUGUUACAGUUAUUAUUUUUAAGAUACUACCGUGUACCUAUAUUGUUACAGUUAUUAUUUUUAAGAUACUACCGUGUACCUAUAUUGUUACAAUUAUUAUUUUUAAGAUACUACCGUAUACUACCGUGUACCUAUAUUGUUACAGUUAUUAUUUUUAAGAUACUACCGUGUACCUAUAUAUUGUUACAGUUAUUAUUUUUAAGAUACUACCGUGUACCUAUAUUGUUACAGUUAUUAUUUUUAAGAUACUACCGUGUACCUAUAUUGUUACAGUUAUUAUUUUUAAGAUACUGCCGUGUACCUAUAUUGUUACAGUUAUUAUUUUUAAGAUACUACCGUGUACCUAUAUUGUUACAGUUAUUAUUUUUAAGAUACUACCGUGUACCUAUAUUGUUACAGUUAUUAUUUUUAAGAUACUACCGUGUACCUAUAUUGUUACAGUUAUUAUUUUUAAGAUACUACCGUGUACCUAUAUUGUUACAGUUAUUAUUCUUAAGAUACUACCGUGUACCUAUAUUGUUACAGUUAUUAUUUUUAAGAUACUACCGUGUACCUAUAUUGUUACAGUUAUUAAUUAGCUGUUCUCUAGUUUAUGAUUUAUAA